CCUAUCUGGUCACUCCGAUAUGACGUCAGGUGCGCACCGCGUUGUCAACAUUGCGCGAGUUUCACCUUGUUUUCAAUCCCCCUGGACACGCAUAUGAAGUGACCCGACAUCGACAACGAGGAGUAGGCCCAACAUGCCCAAAUACUGUUCGGUGUCAAAUUGUAAGAAUGAUUCAACGAGCGGCAGCGGUCGAAAAAGCUUUUACAAGUUCCCGCUGCAGGAUCCUGAGCGGCUGCAGCUUUGGCUGAGAAACAUCGGUCGGGACAACUGGACCCCGUCUCGACACCAGUACAUCUGCCACGAGCACUUUGAGUCAUCGUGCUUCAAGGUACGCUGGGGCACUCGAUACCUGGAGAACAACGCCGUGCCCACCAUUUUCCGGAGGGUCGAGAAACGGAAAUCGAUGGAUGACAAUGAGAAGAAAGCCAAAGUGCUUCGGAGGGAGGCGGUCUUGGCGGAGGAGCCGGGCGGGCCGAACCCGGCCGCGAACCCGGCCGCGAACCUCUCUUACCUACCUACACUACCGAUCAUCCCUCCCUUAAUGCAAGCGGCGGUUGGGCACAACAGCGGCGAGAUAGUUCUGCUACCCGCCGAUUGCCAAGGGGAGCUGGCGGGCGCCUUUUUCAACCCCGCCCAUAGACUUACGCUCCAAGAAGUACCCGUCGAGGAGCUGUGCCAAACUCAGGUCAUCGCCUACUUGGAGUCCACACCCAACGUACUUCCCAACCACCUGCUGGUCUCCUCGAACACGGUGCUGUCAUCUGCUCUGAGCGCUGAGCCCAUCGCGUCCACAUUGCCUAUUGUGUCCAAACACGCCGCCCCGCCGUCGUCACCGCCACUCCAACUCGAAGGAGGCUCCGACCAACAGGAUGACGACGAUGACGACGUGGACAAUUGGGACCACCAACUGGAGGAGCACUGCUACCACAAGCACCGGCUGAGCAAGGAGCAGCUGGAGGCCGUUGUGGCCGAGCUGCAGAAGAAAGUGAAGGUCUUGCAGCAGAAGCACCGGCGCCACCUGGACAAACUGCUGGGCCUGGAGAACGCCGUCAGUCAGAUGAGGCAGAAAAACCUCAUGACCGAAGAGCGACUGCAGCUCCUGGAGAGGGCGUACGUCCAGAACAGCGCCAGCGUGUGCGACACCGGCGAGACCGUAGCCAUCAUCUACGAGGAGGACGACGCGGCGUAUUUCUACACGCUCAGCGACGGCGAGGAAAAGCUGUGAUGCCACAAUUUUGUUGUUGUUGUUUUGCCCUUUAAUAAAAACGUGGAUCACACUGAUUUGCACAAUUA
This is a messenger RNA of Syngnathus acus (greater pipefish), 1293 nucleotides long. Its product is annotated as THAP domain-containing protein 5-like. The transcript has 5 exons. NCBI's taxonomy places the organism in Eukaryota, Metazoa, Chordata, Actinopteri, Syngnathiformes, Syngnathidae. Bases 134 to 1225 code for a protein of 363 amino acids. The record is from RefSeq and is a predicted model, not a curated record.